This is a messenger RNA of Pyricularia pennisetigena, 1455 nucleotides long. RefSeq lists its product as uncharacterized. Gene Ontology annotation, cellular component: nucleus. Gene Ontology annotation, molecular function: transcription cis-regulatory region binding; zinc ion binding; DNA-binding transcription factor activity, RNA polymerase II-specific. Bases 1 to 1455 code for a protein of 484 amino acids. The transcript has a single exon. The record is from RefSeq and is a predicted model, not a curated record. Gene Ontology annotation, biological process: positive regulation of transcription by RNA polymerase II. Lineage: Eukaryota; Fungi; Ascomycota; Sordariomycetes; Magnaporthales; Pyriculariaceae.
AUGCGCAGUUCAAGAGUGCGGGUCGUACCGGGCUCCUGCUGGCCCUGCAAGAAGCGCCGGGUGAAAUGCGACCUCGCCAAGCCCGUGUGCCGUCGGUGUGCCGAGGACGGCGCCCAAGGUCAGGAGGAUGUCCGUUGCGACUACAACACCCGUCUGAUUCGCUGGAGCACGCGGCCACCCGUCCGCAGCAACCCCUCGCCCGCCACGCCCCCAACCGUCUGCUCCUCGGUCAUCUUUAGCCCAGGUCUCGCAAACGAUGGUGUGCUAUCGCAGGGCGAGAGACGGGCCCUCCAAUACUUUCACGCCCGCAUCUGGCCGCUGCUGCAGUGUGCAGAGGCGCCCAGAUCACCGCCGCUGCCUUUUGCCCUCGAGAACCGUGUCGUGCUCCUCACCACCUGCGUCCUAGCCGACUCGCACCGGCUGCUGCAGGAAGGUCAAGAGACCGAGGUGGUGAGGCGGGGUGGGCUGGGGCCGAAACGUGCCGAAUGUCUGGCUGAGAUACGGUCCAGGGUGGACAGCUGUCUCUUCGACAAGAGACCGCCCAUGGUUCUUCUCUUCGCCGUCUUGCUACUCUACCUUCACGAUGGCUUUAUAGAGUUUGUCACCGGUUUUGUGUCUACGUCCAGUCAUCACAAAGGCGUCAUGGCCCUUGUUGGACAAAUGGGCGGCAUUGAGCGCGUUCUGAGGAGGAGCGAGCCGUCAUUACAACUGCUUCUUGCCGAGUUUGUGUCGGCAGACCUGACAACGUCUUUACUCCACAGCCGUCCGCCCUCGUUUCCUGCCUCCGUCUGGACCACCGUCGACGAGGGCGCCGUAUGGUGGAAUCGAGACCCCCUGCAGCGUGCAUCACUCGCCAAGGUCUUCGGUGACAUGAGCGCCAUGUCUUUCUACCUGGAAAGCAUCCGGAGCGGACAGGUCGAGAUGUCGAUGGAUACCGUUCGCAUGUUUGAACAGUCAUUUCUUCCCUCAUAUGCAACCCCAGGAAUCAAGUUAGAGAAAACACAUUCCAACCCUCCAUCGCCGACCAAUGACGACAAGAGAAACAUUAUCACCGCCAGGGAAGACGUCACAGCCGUGCACGCUUUUGCACUCAUCCGUGCCUUUCAACACGCCGCACUCAUCUUUUUAUAUCGGGCAAUCUGCAGGCUACCCAUAAUUCACCCACUGGUCCAGCAACACGUCCAGGCUGGAAUUCAAUCGCUUUUAGAAAUUGACCGCAAGUCCAAAUCACUAAACUGCAUCAUAUUCCCACUAUACGUUGUCGGCGCCCAUGCAAAACUACCUGAACAUCGAAAUACGGUUCUUGACCUGGUCAACCUGUUGUACGAUAAUAUGCGGUUUGCGUCGGUCAGGGCUGUGAUGAGGGAGCUUCAAACUGUGUGGAGUGCCAACGUCGAGGACCUGACCUGGCAAGAACUUUUUGGCGGAUUGGACUCUAACGUGCUGGUUUUGUGA